CGCCUGCUUCCCCUCCCGCAGCUGACGGAGGCAGACGGACCAGAGCAGGCCAGGAGGCGGCGGCGGCCAAGGCAGGGAGCCGGCUGCGCCUCGCACAUCGGGACCGGCGCCCCACACGCCACAAGCCACAAGCCGGGCGCGGACGCUCCCCUCUCCCUUCCUUCCACCUGCUGCUGCCGCCGCGGCUGUUGUUUGGUGAUGCUCUGACUGAGCCCCGGCGGAGAAGAGGACGCCAAUGGAGCCGCUGUGGGUCAACCGGAGCUGCGCCCACGGUUCCGUGUUCACCUUGACUUGCUUGUCUCGUCAGGUUGUUUGUCAGGUCAUCGAGAAUAGCAGCUCCACGUCCUCAUCCUCCAAGAAUCUCAGUUUACACACUGACCAAACUGUGCAGAUAGAGGACAAAUAUGGCUUCUACAUUGGUCUGGCCUUGGCCAUCCUCUCCAGCUUCCUCAUUGGCAGCAGCAUCAUCUUGAAGAAGAAAGGACUGUGCCGGCUGGUGGAGAAAGGAGGCACUAGAGCUGGGGAUGGAGGUCAUGGCUACCUACGGGACUGGUUGUGGUGGGCUGGUUUACUCACAAUGGGCGGAGGAGAAGCUGCCAACUUUGCUGCCUAUGCCUUUGCACCUGCAACAAUUGUUACUCCACUUGGAGCCUUGAGCGUACUCAUAAGUGCCAUUUUGUCUUCCUAUCUACUUGGAGAGCGUCUCAACCUGCUGGGCAAAUUAGGUUGCAUGCUGAGCAUUGUGGGUAGUACAGUGCUGGUGAUCCAUGCUCCAGAGGAAGAAGAAGUCUCCACUCUAGAUGAAAUAGCUUCUAAACUGAAAGAGCCAGGUUUCCUAGUUUAUGCUGGCCUUCUCUUGGUGAUUUGCCUAGUUUUUAUUUUCUUCCUAGCUCCACGCUAUGGACAGACCAAUAUUCUUGUGUACCUCAUCAUCUGCUCUGUGAUUGGGGCUUUCUCUGUGUCUUCAGUCAAAGGACUUGGCAUUGCCAUCAAGGAGUUUUUUGCUCACCAGCCUGUUCUUUACCACCCCCUGACCUGGAUUCUUGUCUUUACAUUAGUGGCCUCUAUUACCACACAGAUCAACUACCUCAAUAAGGCUCUUGACAUUUUCAACACCUCCAUGGUUUUCCCCAUCUACUAUGUGCUGUUUACCACCAUAGUAAUCACCACAUCAGUCAUCCUCUUUAAGGAAUGGGUCACCAUGUCUGCGGUGGACAUUAUUGGGACCAUAUGUGGAUUCCUCACCAUUAUUUUAGGAGUGUUUUUACUCCAUGCUUUUAAAGACAUGGACUUCAGCUUGAGAAACCUACCACAAACUCUUCAGAAUACUGACGAGGCUCCAAUAAUUAGGGAUGACAAGGACAUCCUAAUAGAAAUGGAUAGCAACAGUAUCAAGGAUGAUGGGAAACCCAAAGUAUUCAUGAUCUACAGUUGAAACCAAAAA
Anolis sagrei ordinatus is the source of this 1444-nucleotide messenger RNA. Its product is annotated as magnesium transporter NIPA2. Gene Ontology annotation, cellular component: membrane. Gene Ontology annotation, molecular function: magnesium ion transmembrane transporter activity. Gene Ontology annotation, biological process: magnesium ion transport. The record is from RefSeq and is a predicted model, not a curated record. Lineage: Eukaryota; Metazoa; Chordata; Lepidosauria; Squamata; Anolidae.